AUGCAGCGUGUCAUCUACAACACCAACCUCGAAGUGCAGGGCAUCCAUACUGUGCGCUGGCUGUCAAGAGGCGAUGUGGUGCGUCGGCUGUGCAAGGUCCUGGGUGUGUGCAUCGUUCUGCUGUACGAGAACAACCACAAGGCGUACGAGCUCGUGACAAGUUUCAGGUUCCAGUUCUGCCUGAUUUUCCUCGCCGACAUCCUCGCAGACAUGAACGACCUCAACCACUGUUUCCAGAAGCGCGAGUUGGAUGUCACCGAGAUAUCCAAGACCAUCGACAACACGACGGCGGAUCUGACACACCGGUACUUGGAGAACGAACGGCAGUUCGGUGGCAAAGGCAAGUGCUGGCUGGUUAACUUCCUGCAGCUGCAUGGGCAUGGCGGAGGCAAGAAGGUGCGGGUUCGCGGUGUGGACGGGGAGGGUCGCCCGGUUAACCACAUGUACACCAUGCACGAGAGGCAGCUCCCGGGGCAUAAGUACGGCAGCACCUACGCCGACUGCGUGAAGUUGUGCCGCAGGUUCGCCCGCGAUUGCGUCAACAACCUCAACGAGCGGCUGGACGACCUACAGAGGCUGGGCCCUUCAAAGCUGUUCCGUGCGGGGAAGUGGCCGAAGAUCAAGGCGCAACGAGAGCGGAAGUGCCGUGAGUGGCUGCACAGAUGCAGAAAGCUGUUUCGGAACAAGCUGCCGGGAUUCGAUCUGAAGGCAGCAGAGCGGGAGCUUCCGACAUGGAGUGUCAUCAUGGAGACGCACCAUGAGGAUGAAAGUUUCGCGUAG
Molecule: messenger RNA, 780 nt
Organism: Closterium sp. Naga37s-1
Lineage: Eukaryota; Viridiplantae; Streptophyta; Zygnematophyceae; Desmidiales; Closteriaceae
Source: the annotation of a GenBank genome assembly